GUUUUCUGGAAUGACCCAAUUUCCAAUUUUGUUAUUAGAACCAAUGGACACGUCUAUAACAGAUCCAGGGGGGAAGGAUACGUCAAAAACUGAGAUGGAAUUAGAGGAGGAUUCAGCUCGGCCUGAAGGAGUUGUGCGUUUCAUUGUCAAGGACUUCAGUCGGCUAAAAGAAACCGUACUCAGCGAACCUGUUUACAUUAGGAACUUACCAUGGUAAGAUAAUGGAGUAACGACACCAGGGCUCGAAGUAGAGAAAAAUAUGACCUGCCAGUCUAAAAUAUUUUGGCAGGUGAAAUAAAUUUUACCCUGCCAUUUUUAUUCAUUGAACAGCCAAAAUGGCGAUGUCUCAUAUGAGUCAUAUUGUAAAAAUCAAUGUUUUCAUGAUAUGCAUUUUUAUUGUUUUUAAACUUGUUUAUUUUACUACGGUAAACUUGGAUUUACAUUUCAAAUAUAAACGUAUUUAGUUAACUAAAUGAUCUAGUAUAUAUGAGUUGUGGUAAGCAAAUGAAAUGAAAUAUAUCUAUAGAAUUUCACCUCCCAUUUUUUUUUACUUAGGCAGUUCAAAUUUUUUUUCCCUGGCAUUCCUAAGAUAUGGCUUGCUUUUGGCCAUUGGCAGCCCGCUAUUUUGAGCCCCGAACCACACUGAUCUGGAAUUUAAUAGUUGGAUUGGGUAUAAUACUUUAUAAUAUUUGCCUUGCUGUGCUUUUAGGCGACUAAUGUGCAUUCAAAGAACAGCGUCGGUCCAUGGUCAUGAGAAGGUUAAAUCCCUGGCAGUUUUUCUUCAAUGUAAUCCUGAAACAGAAUCAUUGUAAGUCUUAACUACUAUACAGUCUUAACUAUAAGUCUAUCUAUCAUACUUAACUAUAAGUCUAUCUAACUAUCUAUCAUAAAAGUAACCAGUUUCAACCUGGGUUAAUGUUAACCCUGUUAGUUUCGAAUGUAAACAUGCAAUCCUAAUCCAGAUUAGUUAGAACUGUCAAGGACUUCCAGAGGAUUCCACUACGGGAUUCCAGGAGCAUGCUGCCCCGGAAAUUUGUGAUAUUUAGAAAAAAGUAAUGAUCAUUUCCAGC
Paramuricea clavata is the source of this 1070-nucleotide messenger RNA. NCBI's taxonomy places the organism in Eukaryota, Metazoa, Cnidaria, Anthozoa, Malacalcyonacea, Plexauridae. The record is from the annotation of a GenBank genome assembly.